AAUGGCCAAUCUCUAAGCAGAGGGGAGGACUAAGCCUGAUGUUUGUGUCAUGGCCGGGUGUGUGUAGGGGGUUGGGGGCUGGACAGGCAUCAGUGUCAUUAGGAGGUUGGGAAACAGCCUUGCCAACCAUGCCCGCGCAGCCUCUCCGGGAAGCACUGCUGAGACAGGAUCCAUGGUCAAGCCAGGGGGCGCCUGCCCUGUUGAAGGUCCCUGCACAGCUGCCUGUUGCAUCGUAGAUAUUUGCAGAAUGCCUUAUUUUAUGAGACUUGUUUUCUUCUUGUUUUGCCUGAUGGCUCUUGUGGAGAGCAGAAAGCCUAGGAGGAAGAGAUGGACAGGGCAGCUGGAAAUGCCCAAGCAAAGUCACUUGUAUAAAAAGAACCCUGACGUCACCAAAACCCGGCCAGGAAAACUUCAGCCUCUGCUCAGAGUCGAUGACCAUGACUUCACCAUGAGGCCAGCCUUUGGAGGCCCAGCCAUCCCUGUGGGUGUGGAUGUGCAGGUGGAGAGUCUGGACAGCAUCUCCGAGGUGGACAUGGACUUCACAAUGACGCUGUACCUGAGACAUUACUGGAAGGACGAGAGGCUGGCCUUCUCCAGCACCAGCAACAAGAGCAUGACCUUUGACGGCAGGCUUGUGAAGAAGAUCUGGGUUCCCGAUGUCUUCUUUGUUCACUCCAAGAGGUCCUUCAUUCAUGAUACCACCACCGACAACAUCAUGCUGAGAGUGUUCCCCGACGGCCAUGUGCUCUACAGCAUGAGAAUUACGGUCACCGCCAUGUGCAACAUGGACUUCAGUCACUUCCCCCUGGACUCCCAGACCUGCUCUUUGGAGCUAGAGAGCUAUGCGUACACAGAUGAAGAUCUGAUGCUGUACUGGAAGAAUGGGGACGAGUCCCUGAAAACGGAUGACAAGAUCUCCUUGUCCCAGUUUCUGAUUCAGAAAUUUCACACAACUUCCAGACUGGCCUUCUACAGCAGCACUGGCUGGUAUAACCGACUCUAUAUCAACUUCACUUUACACCGUCACAUCUUCUUCUUCCUGCUCCAAACCUAUUUCCCCGCCACCUUGAUGGUCAUGCUGUCCUGGGUGUCCUUCUGGAUCGACCACAGAGCUGUGCCUGCCAGAGUCUCACUGGGCAUCAUGACAGUGCUGACCAUGUCCACCAUCAUCACGGGCGUGAAUGCCUCCAUGCCCCGAGUGUCCUACAUCCGGGCCGUGGACAUCUACCUCUGGGUCAGCUUCGUGUUCGUGUUCCUCUCAGUGCUGGAGUACGCGGCUGUCAACUACCUGACCACAGUGCAGGAGCAGAAGGAACGGAAGUUUCGAGAGAAGUUUCCAUGCACAUGUGGAAUGCCUCACUCAAGAACCAUGACGCUGGAUGGAAGUUACAGUGAGUCUGAGGCCAACAGCCUGGCUGGCUACCCAAGAAGCCACAUUUUGCCAGAAGAAGAAAGACAAGACAAAAUCGUGGUCCAUUUGGCCCUUAACAGUGAACUGGUGACCACCAGAAAGAAAGGCCUUCUCAAAGGCCACGUGGGGCUCUACAUUUUCCAGAACACCCAUGCCAUUGACAAAUACUCCAGGUUAAUAUUUCCAGCCUUCUAUAUAUUUUUCAACCUAAUUUAUUGGUCAGUGUUUGCCUAGGGAUUCCAAGGCUGUGUCUAGGAAAGGGCGUGGCCAACCCUUGGUGGACACAUGGACCUGACGACCACACUUCCUGCACCAGGCCAAGCAGCUGCUCCUGGCUUGGAGGAGCCCAGGGACCUCCAGCUGCCCUCACCCCAUAUCUGUGGAUCUUUUCCUCGUUCAUGCUAUGUUCCACAUCACACGCUCCCCCCUCUCAACAGCGCUGUCCUUUGUUCUAUGAGAACUUGUUCCCAAGAACUUCCCCCAUGCCUACUUAAUAAAAGACUCAAAGGCCUCCCGAAUGUUCUGAGAUGCUCAGUAAGUGAAGAAAGAAAAUGAAGAACAAACUAAGGGGGCAUUCUGGGUAAGAAACUGGGUGCAAAAGUCUGUGACCUUAUUCAGUUGGAUUAAGUGCCUACAUUGGAGGGAAAAGCUCUCAGAAUGGAGACGGGAAGUGAUUUGGCCUAAAGGAAACUGGCAACCAGCAUGAUUUUAUAAAUGCUAGAGGAAAUUUUUCAUUUCCCUCUUCAUUCAGUCAUUCAUUAACAUGGAGUCCCCACCCUGUGCCCAGACUGUAGAGAUGAAGGAGUCGUCUUUUCCUCCGCUGAGUUUUUCUAAGCAAUGCCCAUUCUACAUACACAGUGUACUUCUGCAUCCUGCACCCCGCUCUGCCUCAUUCACCCACAGACCCAUUCUGCUUCCUGCUGGUUUUACUCUAGGUCUGUCUAGAAAGGCAUUCCAGGCUCUUGUGAGACUCUCAUGAAGCCAGCUCAGGGCUGCCCCCUCGAGGCAUCCUUGUGGAAUGUAGCGAGGGCUGAGACUAUACCAGGUCUUGAGUAUUGGAGAAAGCGCGGUGCGAUCCCGGAGAGAGGGGCACCUGGGUCUGCAGUGGAAAUCUAGUCAGAUACCCCCACUUCCUGUUUCAAGUUCCUCCCCUUCUUCCUCAGCAAGAUAGUGUCCUUAAUCAUCAUCAUCAUCAUUAUCAUUAUCCCCGAGUCCAGCCACCACCCUAGAGACCUCACCUACUCCAACCAGAAGGGUCCACACCCUAGAGUGACUUCCCCCUCACUUCUAGGAGUGAUGGUUUCUUCUACUGCUACUGAGUGAACAUUAAGAUGGUAAUCUGGCUCGUUUAGCUGACACUAAAUUGUGGGAGGAGAUGACCAGAAACUUUAAGGUAAUCUCUACCAGAAUUUUGGGUGGUACAAAGGAUAUGAUUUUGAUAAGAGGCUUUUUAAGUUAAGGCAUUUGGGAUCAGAAGGUUGUUUUUGAGGAACAAAGGGGAUGUCCCCCUCCAGAUCCUUGCUUACUAACGGAUGUCGCUUUACCCUCUUUCUUACUGUCCCUACCAGCUUCCUGUAACGGACUGGGUAGCUAGCUAGUCAAGAGCAGAAAAGUGAUCCUCAAAGUGAGGGGGGGGGGACGACGACGACCUUGCUUCAGAUUAAGUAUGCUCUGGAUUGCAGAGUCUGCUGCAAGGCAGGGUUUAGUCCUGAGGACAAGGCACACAGGAAUAUCAGAACCUCCCUGAAUUCCAAGCCAGGGAGGGGCCUGAUGCAGCUGUGUGAUUCUCUCGUUCCCGCUCCCUCAGCGUGACUGGGCUCUCUUGUCUUGGUUCCUUCUCUGGGAUCACUUCCCACCGCCUGUCCUCUGUUCCCUUACAUAGAUACCUUGUGUCCACUGGUUCCAGUCACUCCUUUCAAUGGUCCCUUGCCCAUGCUAAAGACUCAUCUCUAGCCACCAGCCUUGACCUGAACUGUAGCUUCUAGCCCACCAGUUCAGAGGCUGUGGGAUAGAGCAGUCUCAGCCAGACUGGUCUAGGUACCACUGUGGCAUACAUUGCCUUAGGUGGCUGCAAGCUCAGUAAGCUUCUGAGGCUACCCUGAGAUUUAAGAACUCUCGAGAAGGAAGCACGGAACUCAGAGGAGCCAUUAUCUUCAUGGUUACAAUGUCCCAGAGUUUGCAUGGUCUCCUAAAACAGUGCUACCAUCUGGGACAGAGAAUUCAGACAUGUGAGCCUCUGGGAGACAUUUGUAUUCAGGUCACAGCACCUCCUCUUUGGGACCUGAGCCCUUCUGGAGCUGGACUCCGACAUUGGGGCAUUGGCUCUUUGUUAUGGUGGUAAUUCAUUCACACGCUUUCUGAUAUGGUAGCUGUGGGCCACCAGCACUUAUUAAUUAUAAUUAAUUAAAGUUAAAUAAAAUUGAAAUUGGUUCUCAGUGCACUAACCAUACUUCAGGCUUUCUGUUCUGUAGCCCCAAAUCCCUGUGGUUUCUUGCGGGACAACACAGGUCUACAGAACAUUUCAUAAAGGUUGAAAGUUUCAUAGAGCUGUGGUUCUUCACCUUCCUAAUGCUGCGACCCUUUAAUACAGCUCCUCAUGCUGUGGUGACUCCAACCAUAAAAUUAUUUUAGUUGCUACUUUGUAACUGUAACGUUGCUAUUGUUGAGAAACAUAGUGUAAAUUUUUUGGAGAUAGAGUUUUGCCAAAGGGGUCACGACCCACAGGUUGAGAACUACCGCCUUGGACGAAGGGAUCAGCCUGUGUAGACAGACGGGAGGAGGAGGGAAAGCUUGGAGAUGCAGAGCAAAGGCCAUUUGGGCAGGUGGUUUCAGCUGGUUCCCAGGCUGCAGGAAGGACAGGUGCUAGGUAGGACUCAUGGUAGGUCCCCACCACAGCGGUGCCAAUGAGGACAGCUCACCCUCCAUGGACCUGCCUGGCCAAGACCACCGAAUUAGAUGCAUUGUUUUGACUGAAAGUCAUUGACUCAACAUCGCUCUGCUUCUGACUACAUUGUCCUCAUAAACUGCGGCUCGUAACGAAGCUGCCCAUUCAUUGAACAGAUAACAAAACCUUUUGACUAGUAACGGGGAUGAAGCCUACAGCGAACAUUCAGAAUUCUAAAUGAUUCCGUUGUGUGGCAUCAUGACACCGCAACACCAUUGUGUUUCACAGACGCCUUGCGAUCUAGUAGUCUGACUCUGCCCGAGAAAAUGAGAGGAGGCGAACUGGAAACAGCGGUGGGAGAAGAAGACGCUGAGGAAAUACUGAGAAGACAGAAGAACGAGCAUUUGUUACGGGGCAUUUGAAUGGUGCUUUAUUUCAAGGAAUCUAAGAUAUAAUUAGAUAUGAUAUACACUUCGAAUUUAUGUACCCCUAAGAAAGAAAAUAAUGCUGCUAAUUGUAUGUGGCAUGAUUAAUAUUCAAUUGGGAAAAAAUCCAUA
Chionomys nivalis (European snow vole) is the source of this 4852-nucleotide messenger RNA. Its product is annotated as gamma-aminobutyric acid receptor subunit rho-2. The transcript has 9 exons. Gene Ontology annotation, biological process: monoatomic ion transmembrane transport; signal transduction; chemical synaptic transmission. Bases 173 to 1645 code for a protein of 490 amino acids. Gene Ontology annotation, cellular component: synapse; neuron projection; GABA-A receptor complex. NCBI's taxonomy places the organism in Eukaryota, Metazoa, Chordata, Mammalia, Rodentia, Cricetidae. The record is from RefSeq and is a predicted model, not a curated record. Gene Ontology annotation, molecular function: GABA-A receptor activity; extracellular ligand-gated monoatomic ion channel activity; neurotransmitter receptor activity.